Messenger RNA from Closterium sp. Yama58-4, 3498 nucleotides. The record is from the annotation of a GenBank genome assembly. Lineage: Eukaryota; Viridiplantae; Streptophyta; Zygnematophyceae; Desmidiales; Closteriaceae.
AUGUUUGUGUGUGAGAGAGCGGGAGGGAGAAAGAUUACUCAACUGUCCUCUGAUACUCAUAAGCUGUCCUCUGAUACUCAUAAGCUGUCCUCUGAUACUCAUAAGCUGUCCUCUGAUACUCAUAAGCUGUCCUCUGAUACUCAUAAGCUGUCCUCUGAUACUCAUAAGCUGUCCUCUGAUACUCAUAAGCUGUCCUCUGAUACUCAUAAGCUGUCCUCUGAUACUCAUAAGCUGUCCUCUGAUACUCAUAAGCUGUCCUCUGAUACUCAUAAGCUGUCCUCUGAUACUCAUAAGCUGCCUUCUGAUACUCAUAAGCUGUCCUCUGAUACUCAUAAGCUGUCCUCUGAUACUCAUAAGCUGUCCUCUGAUACUCAUAAGCUGUCCUCUGAUACUCAUAAGCUGUCCUCUGAUACUCAUAAGCUGUCCUCUGAUACUCAUAAGCUGUCCUCUGAUACUCAUAAGCUGUCCUCUGAUACUCAUAAGCUGUCCUCUGAUACUCAUAAGCUGUCCUCUGAUACUCAUAAGCUGUCCUCUGAUACUCAUAAGCUGCCUUCUGAUACUCAUAAGCUGUCCUCUGAUACUCAUAAGCUGUCCUCUGAUACUCAUAAGCUGUCCUCUGAUACUCAUAAGCUGUCCUCUGAUACUCAUAAGCUGUCCUCUGAUACUCAUAAGCUGUCCUCUGAUACUCAUAAGCUGUCCUCUGAUACUCAUAAGCUGUCCUCUGAUACUCAUAAGCUGUCCUCUGAUACUCAUAAGCUGUCCUCUGAUACUCAUAAGCUGUCCUCUGAUACUCAUAAGCUGUCCUCUGAUACUCAUAAGCUGUCCUCUGAUACUCAUAAGCUGCCUUCUGAUACUCAUAAGCUGUCCUCUGAUACUCAUAAGCUGUCCUCUGAUACUCAUAAGCUGUCCUCUGAUACUCAUAAGCUGUCCUCUGAUACUCAUAAGCUGUCCUCUGAUACUCAUAAGCUGUCCUCUGAUACUCAUAAGCUGUCCUCUGAUACUCAUAAGCUGUCCUCUGAUACUCAUAAGCUGUCCUCUGAUACUCAUAAGCUGUCCUCUGAUACUCAUAAGCUGUCCUCUGAUACUCAUAAGCUGCCUUCUGAUACUCAUAAGCUGUCCUCUGAUACUCAUAAGCUGUCCUCUGAUACUCAUAAGCUGUCCUCUGAUACUCAUAAGCUGUCCUCUGAUACUCAUAAGCUGUCCUCUGAUACUCAUAAGCUGUCCUCUGAUACUCAUAAGCUGUCCUCUGAUACUCAUAAGCUGUCCUCUGAUACUCAUAAGCUGUCCUCUGAUACUCAUAAGCUGUCCUCUGAUACUCAUAAGCUGUCCUCUGAUACUCAUAAGCUGUCCUCUGAUACUCAUAAGCUGUCCUCUGAUACUCAUAAGCUGUCCUCUGAUACUCAUAAGCUGUCCUCUGAUACUCAUAAGCUGUCCUCUGAUACUCAUAAGCUGUCCUCUGAUACUCAUAAGCUGUCCUCUGAUACUCAUAAGCUGUCCUCUGAUACUCAUAAGCUGUCCUCUGAUACUCAUAAGCUGUCCUCUGAUACUCAUAAGCUGUCCUCUGAUACUCAUAAGCUGUCCUCUGAUACUCAUAAGCUGUCCUCUGAUACUCAUAAGCUGUCCUCUGAUACUCAUAAGCUGUCCUCUGAUACUCAUAAGCUGUCCUCUGAUACUCAUAAGCUGUCCUCUGAUACUCAUAAGCUGUCCUCUGAUACUCAUAAGCUGUCCUCUGAUACUCAUAAGCUGUCCUCUGAUACUCAUAAGCUGUCCUCUGAUACUCAUAAGCUGUCCUCUGAUACUCAUAAGCUGUCCUCUGAUACUCAUAAGCUGUCCUCUGAUACUCAUAAGCUGUCCUCUGAUACUCAUAAGCUGUCCUCUGAUACUCAUAAGCUGUCCUCUGAUACUCAUAAGCUGUCCUCUGAUACUCAUAAGCUGUCCUCUGAUACUCAUAAGCUGUCCUCUGAUACUCAUAAGCUGUCCUCUGAUACUCAUAAGCUGUCCUCUGAUACUCAUAAGCUGUCCUCUGAUACUCAUAAGCUGUCCUCUGAUACUCAUAAGCUGUCCUCUGAUACUCAUAAGCUGUCCUCUGAUACUCAUAAGCUGUCCUCUGAUACUCAUAAGCUGUCCUCUGAUACUCAUAAGCUGUCCUCUGAUACUCAUAAGCUGUCCUCUGAUACUCAUAAGCUGUCCUCUGAUACUCAUAAGCUGUCCUCUGAUACUCAUAAGCUGUCCUCUGAUACUCAUAAGCUGUCCUCUGAUACUCAUAAGCUGCCUUCUGAUACUCAUAAGCUGUCCUCUGAUACUCAUAAGCUGUCCUCUGAUACUCAUAAGCUGUCCUCUGAUACUCAUAAGCUGUCCUCUGAUACUCAUAAGCUGUCCUCUGAUACUCAUAAGCUGUCCUCUGAUACUCAUAAGCUGUCCUCUGAUACUCAUAAGCUGUCCUCUGAUACUCAUAAGCUGUCCUCUGAUACUCAUAAGCUGUCCUCUGAUACUCAUAAGCUGUCCUCUGAUACUCAUAAGCUGUCCUCUGAUACUCAUAAGCUGUCCUCUGAUACUCAUAAGCUGUCCUCUGAUACUCAUAAGCUGUCCUCUGAUACUCAUAAGCUGUCCUCUGAUACUCAUAAGCUGUCCUCUGAUACUCAUAAGCUGUCCUCUGAUACUCAUAAGCUGUCCUCUGAUACUCAUAAGCUGUCCUCUGAUACUCAUAAGCUGUCCUCUGAUACUCAUAAGCUGUCCUCUGAUACUCAUAAGCUGUCCUCUGAUACUCAUAAGCUGUCCUCUGAUACUCAUAAGCUGUCCUCUGAUACUCAUAAGCUGUCCUCUGAUACUCAUAAGCUGUCCUCUGAUACUCAUAAGCUGUCCUCUGAUACUCAUAAGCUGUCCUCUGAUACUCAUAAGCUGUCCUCUGAUACUCAUAAGCUGUCCUCUGAUACUCAUAAGCUGUCCUCUGAUACUCAUAAGCUGUCCUCUGAUACUCAUAAGCUGUCCUCUGAUACUCAUAAGCUGUCCUCUGAUACUCAUAAGCUGUCCUCUGAUACUCAUAAGCUGUCCUCUGAUACUCAUAAGCUGUCCUCUGAUACUCAUAAGCUGUCCUCUGAUACUCAUAAGCUGUCCUCUGAUACUCAUAAGCUGUCCUCUGAUACUCAUAAGCUGUCCUCUGAUACUCAUAAGCUGUCCUCUGAUACUCAUAAGCUGUCCUCUGAUACUCAUAAGCUGUCCUCUGAUACUCAUAAGCUGUCCUCUGAUACUCAUAAGCUGUCCUCUGAUACUCAUAAGCUGUCCUCUGAUACUCAUAAGCUGUCCUCUGAUACUCAUAAGCUGUCCUCUGAUACUCAUAAGCUGUCCUCUGAUACUCAUAAGCUGUCCUCUGAUACUCAUAAGCUGUCCUCUGAUACUCAUAAGCUGUCCUCUGAUACUCAUAAGCUGCCCGAUGGAGACAGCAUUGUCAGUUACCACUACACUUCGCGAUAUCCCUCCACUGGCCCGCACACGUGGUGA